This is a messenger RNA of Dentiscutata erythropus, 1524 nucleotides long. NCBI's taxonomy places the organism in Eukaryota, Fungi, Glomeromycota, Glomeromycetes, Diversisporales, Gigasporaceae. The record is from the annotation of a GenBank genome assembly.
AUGCCGAACGUAACAGUCUCGAAUUCUCAAAUUGAAACGAGUAGUAAUGCACCGUCCUCAGCUAAGUCCAAAAAGAAUAAGAGAAAAUCUAUAGCGGUUACCACCUCAAAAGAUGCUUCUCCAUCACGUCAGGAGCAACUUUCCCCUACUACACCGGCUCUUGAUACUGCGGAAGCCAGUAUUGAGAACGUUAACAAAAAUCCGUAUAUUGAAGUUGUUAACAAAAGGAUCAGAACUUUGAGAAAAAAGAUGGCAAGAAUCGAAAAAUGUGAAGAGAUCAUCAGAUCUAGUCCUGAUGGGAAAAGUCAAUUGAAUAACGAUCAGCUACAAUCAUACGAACGAAAGGGUGAAGUUGCUGGUGCUUUAAAAGAAUGCGAAGACAUUUUGAAACAGAUCGAAAAUAUUGAUAAAGAGGAUACUAAGAACCAAAAAAUUCUGAAAGAACAACAAGAUGAGCGCGAAAAAGCCACUACAAAUGCUGUUGAUGAAGUCAAGACCACGUAUUCUCGAUCAAUCAUAUGCCUCCUUCAGUUCUUUCGACUCGUUCAUUUUCAACAAGUCGGUAUUGUUCAACUAUCACAGGCUGAAUCGGAAGCUGUUGAAACUUUCCGUGCUAAACUGACUAAUAUUGUAGACGAAGUAAAAGAUGAUGUUAGUGAGCUGCGGAUCCAAGAAACUUUAGACAAUAUUAACAAACUACACCAUGGUGAUGAAAGUACAAUUAUCGAGCCAAUGACUAACGGCGCUAAUGAUGCGAGUUAUAAACUGGGCGUGCCAUCUCACGGAAUAACUUAUUCUCAUAUUCGUUCGUUAAUUUUGAGUCCACCAAUAAUAGACUCCGUUGAUAUACAAACAGAGCAAGAAGAAUCGUAUGAGACGCGUGAAGUAGUUAAUGCUCAAGUGGAAGGGCCAUCACAUUUUGAUGAGAAUUUAGGUGAUACGUAUACGAUUCCAGUUGGUGGGUUACAGUUUAUGUUGCCUCGUGGUGAACCAUCAUCUCAAGAUAUAAUUGAUCAUAAUCACACUAGUUAUUCAUAUCCAAAUACGGAUCCUUAUAUGGUUGAACAGCAACAACAACAAUAUUCUGUGGAACACCAGCAUAUUACAGAACAUCAACCGGAACAAACUGAUCAACAACAGGUUUCUAUUAAAAAUAAAGAAGAACCAUUAGCACAACAGCAAGAGCUGAAUCAAAUUUCCGAUACCUCAACUAAUGUUCAACAGCAAGUACUUCAACAAAAUGAUACGUCUCCACCAGCUCAUUCGAAUAAUUACAAGGGAAAUCAUCGUGUUAAUCACCGAAAUAACCGUGGUAGCGGCUAUAGGACACAAGGAGGUCAGGAUUCCAGAAGAGAUAGCGGCGGUUAUAGGGAUGGCGGACAUCGUGAUGGUGGUUAUCGUGGUGGACGUGGUUAUUCAAAUUCUGGUUCUCGUAGUGGCCGAGGCGGUGGAAAUGGAUAUCAAGGAUACCGUGACCGUGGUGGUAAUCAGGGUAAUCAGUACAAACGUUCUCAAGGAAAUUAA